CCAAUUUCUGUGAUAUCAUUACACGCUAAAUUAAGAAUUGUUAUAUUUGAAAGAUUUUCCAAUCCAUGCAUAUUUUUCAGCAGAUUAUUUGCGAUCGACAACUAUAAUAACCUUACGGAUUAACAAAAUUACUCACUUGUUGAAUUUUAGUCAUAAAUGCAAUUGCAUUAAUGGUACGAAUAUUGUUUUUGUCUAA
Molecule: messenger RNA, 196 nt
Organism: Rodentolepis nana
Lineage: Eukaryota; Metazoa; Platyhelminthes; Cestoda; Cyclophyllidea; Hymenolepididae
Source: the annotation of a GenBank genome assembly